AUGGCCAUUGAUCUGAUCAACUUUUCAAAAAUGGACGAUCGGAUUACGAUCAAGGAAGCAGCCAUCGCCAGCCUCCAGAGCAUGGAAGCGCUCGUCCUCAUCCUUAGCCAUCAAUCUUCGUCAUCUUCUUUAUUUGACUGCUUGGCCAUCACCGACAACACCGUCUCCAAGUUCAAGAAGUUCAUCAACGCCCUCGAUCAAACGGGCCACGCCCGGUUCAGGCGCGACCCGGUCCAGCCUCCUAAUGAAUCCUCGUCUCCGUUGUGCUCUUUGGUGACUGUAGUUUAGCCAGCUCCGAUUCCUUCUCCAACAGUGAGUUUCCUGCCUCGAGGGCUCACCCUUGACUUCACCAACCCGAACCCGCCACCCGCCGGUAAGAUCACUGGGAAAGGACCGUUUACUUAUGAUUCUUUCAGCAUCUCACUACCGAUCUCCGGUAACUCCUCGUUUCUAUCAUUGAUCACUGUGGAUGGAAGUGUUUCCAACGAGAAAGGAUCGUCUCUGUUCCACCAGCGAGGUAAUGAAGGAUAUUGGGCUUAG
Asparagus officinalis (garden asparagus) is the source of this 540-nucleotide messenger RNA. Its product is annotated as probable WRKY transcription factor 17. The record is from RefSeq and is a predicted model, not a curated record. The transcript is spliced from 2 exons. Lineage: Eukaryota; Viridiplantae; Streptophyta; Magnoliopsida; Asparagales; Asparagaceae.